AUGAACUUCUUAUGUUUACAGUUUCGUGGAGCCAUGUGUUUCCUGGUGGCAAUUUUCUCACUGCUCUUCCUCGACCAUGAUGAUGAUCUCAUUCCUACUGAUCAUCCUGAGGGCCACCAUCAUCAUGGAAUUAGUCAUCUGUUUUAUUACUCAAUCUCGUGGCUAGGCUUAGCAGAUCAUAAAGCUGGGGUCUUGCUUUUAGUACUCGUUGUUGGUUUAAAGACAGGGUUUAACAGUGCUUCCAAAAGACUUGCCAAUGACGUAGGUGGUGCCAAACGUCUUCAUGCUGUCUCGUCACUCACGUCAACAGUCUUGCUAACACCUUGGGCAUUUUUCCUGCGUAUUACCAAAUAU
This is a messenger RNA of Limulus polyphemus (Atlantic horseshoe crab), 354 nucleotides long. Its product is annotated as zinc transporter 5-like. The transcript has 3 exons. The record is from RefSeq and is a predicted model, not a curated record. The annotation marks the transcript as partial. Lineage: Eukaryota; Metazoa; Arthropoda; Merostomata; Xiphosura; Limulidae.